Molecule: messenger RNA, 2000 nt
Organism: Corapipo altera (White-ruffed manakin)
Lineage: Eukaryota; Metazoa; Chordata; Aves; Passeriformes; Pipridae
Gene: DCLRE1B
Product: DNA cross-link repair 1B
Exons: 4
Coding region: 94-1479 (461 amino acids)
Biological process (GO): double-strand break repair via nonhomologous end joining; interstrand cross-link repair; protection from non-homologous end joining at telomere
Molecular function (GO): damaged DNA binding; 5'-3' DNA exonuclease activity
Source: RefSeq, a predicted model, not a curated record
CCCUGACGCUGUGCCCGGCCCCCCCGCGCCUCGCGCGCAUGCGCGGCGCUUCCCGCCAAAUUCGCUGUGAGGGGGCGCGGGGUCCCGCCCGCCAUGAGCGGGACGGUGCUGGCCGGGACCCCCAUCGCCGUGGACUUCUGGAGCCUGCGCAGGGCGGCCGGCGCCCGCCUCUUCUUCCUGUCCCACAUGCACGCGGACCACACGGUGGGGCUGUCCAGCACCUGGAGACGCCCGCUGUACUGCUCCCCGAUCACCGCCCGCCUCCUGCACAGCCGCCUACGGGUGCCAACAUGCUGGAUCCGGCCGCUGGAGGUGGGGCAGAGCCACGUGCUGGAUGAGGUGACGGUGACGCUGCUCGACUCCAACCACUGCCCGGGCUCCGUCAUGUUCCUCUUCGAGGGCACCUUCGGCACCAUCCUCUACACAGGAGAUUUCCGCUACACGAGCUCCAUGCAGGGGGAGCCGCUGCUGAGGGGCCGCCGCAUCGACCGGCUGUACCUGGACAACACGCACUGUCACCCACGGCGGGCGCUGCCCUCGCGCCAGCUGGCCACGCGCCAGGCCGCCCGCCUCAUCCGCGCCCACCCGCACCACCACGUCGUCAUCGGUGUGUACACCCUGGGCAAGGAGGCGCUGCUGGUGGACCUGGCUGUGGAGUUCAGCACCUGGGUGGUGGUGAGUCCCUGGCGCCUGGAGCAGAUGCGGCUGCUGGAGCUGCCGGACGUGUUCACCGCCGAGGAGGGGGCCGGCUGGAUCCGCGCCGUGGAUGUCGCCGAGAUCCGCUGGGAUACCCUGGUCACCUGGAACAUGCUGCACCCCACCAUUGCCAUCCUCCCCACGGGCAGGCCUGUGAAAGUCACCCACCCCAAGAUCCACCCCAUCCCGUACUCGGAUCACUCGUCCUUUUCAGAGCUGUGCGAGUUUGUGAAGUGGCUGAAACCUUGCUCGAUCAUUCCCAUUGUGAAGAGCAACAUGUGCCAGGUUUACUUCCAGGAAUACCUGAGCUCUGCCCCCCAGGUACUUCCUGACUUCCAAGUCCCAAAGCCUUUGCCAGAGUCUGUGCAGCAGCAAAGCCAAAGGAGGGGGCAGGACCCCACGUGUCUCUGGAAAAGAGCUGCACGGCAUUCUGCACCUCAAGGGGUUGUUUUUGAGUCCCCAGAGAAAUACACUGAGAAACCUGAAGCAUUUACAGGUGCUGAGAUUCCUCAGCAGCACCACUGUGAGCCAGCUUUCUGCUCAAAAGAAGGUUGCUCUUGUCACAGGGAUGAGGAAAAAGGGAAGGAAAAGCUGAGUUGGGAAGAGCUGGGAGCAGCAGGAGCAGCCACUGCUGUUAGCCAGGCACCUGUUUCCAAGGAGCACUUUACAGCAGGAUUUGCAGAGCAGUAUUUACUCACUCCCUUAAAUGUCCUAAAGCAGAAUUCCUCGUGGACGUUUGACAAACUGGUACAAGACUUUUUUAGGAGGGGAGAAGUGCCCUGAAAAAUUGUGUGACACUUGCUGGUGCCAGUAGCAGUGAUUCAUCCUGCUCUCUGUGCUCAGGUUUCCUAUCAGGAGAGAGGAGCUCAGCUAUGGGGCUCUACUUUCUUUAACUCUUAACAGAGGACAAGAGGAAACUAGAACAAGUUUUUAAACAUGACGUUUUUUAAAAUUUAUUUAUUUUUUUUAAUCUUUCUGCAUCUGCUGAGUCUCCAGUACAGGGGGCAGUGCAGUCCCACUGCCUGUGUGCCUCGUGUGCACCUUUUGCAGUGACUCACCUGUCCCCUGUGACAGAAGACACUGCCAGGUCGAUUCAAGCAGCACUGCAGAGGGUGUGAGCUGACUCCAGCUAAUGUUAUUAGUGUUUGGAAUGUGAUGAAAGAAUCAAGGAGGGGGAAUCUGAGAGCCCCCCACUCUUCUUUCUGCAUGUCUGUGAUGCUUCACUGACUGUGAAUGGUUCAUUCCAAGGUGCAUUUCAAAUGUUUUGUAUUAAGAUACACUUUUUAAAAUGCUGCUUAAAUCUA